AGAGAAGCGUAGAGACGGCUGAUCAAAGUUGAAUUUGUCAAGCUCAAGAGGCUGUUUAAAGGCUAACGAUCUCUGUAGAGAAGCAUUCAAAAGCUUUUGAGUGCUGAUAGAACUCAACCUAACUAGCGCACCCUUCUUAGACCCUUUUUGGACCCUGCACAUAUCUAAUAAGAGAGGUGACCCUUGCAGGUCUGUGUUGUGAUACCUUCAUUUGAUCUACGUUUCUAGAUCCUCUGUGUGUGCAACCGAUACGAGUGUUUCCUCGGUCUGUGCGAUAGUUUACCCUCUGAGUGCCCCCCCCCCCCCCCCUUCCUGACAAUCUAUCCGGCACUGUUGCUCUUCAGUUUCACUAUGAAUAUUGGCACUAAUGACAGGGACCACCCCAUCUCCAGCCCCAUCAACACACCCUCUCCCAGACACUCUCCCCAUGGUGGCCCUGACAGACAGGACUCUUAUGAGCUGGGACACAGGACCAACUUCUCCCCAUCUCACAGUCCCCUCAGCCCUCAGUGUUUGGAGAGGCCGUUUGAUGAGCGCUCCCACAACAGACGUCCCUCAGACGAGGCCACGAUGAUCCUACGAAAAAUCUCCUCCUCUGGAAACUGUGGGGUGAGCCCGUUCACCAUGUUUGGCAACUCCCUGGGUGUGAAUCUCCCCGAGAACAAGACCCACUCCCUUCCCCCUGGGUUCAUGCCCAUGGAGAGCUCUUCCUACCAGGACUUUAUGGACAUUCCUAGGAUGACCCAACACAACACUCUGGGUCUUGGUGAGACUGGACGUAUGCUGUCAGCAGCCUUUAGUGAUUCCUACCUGCCCUCAGUGGGUAUGUCCAACGACCCUCUAGGCAACCUUGCCAUGGGAGGGGGUGGCUUGGAGGACCAACGUUUACUCUCCCCCGAGGACGGUCUCAUGCCUCCACUCACAGGACAGAUGCGUCAUCCCUCUGCCCCCCAUCUGGCCUCUAUUCUCUCUGGCUCUGCCUCUCUUGACAGGGGAGGACCUGGGGACACACUCACUGCUGCUGAAGAAGAGAUUCCCAUGCGUAAACGCAGCUGGUCGAUGCCUGCCAACGCUCACCUCCGCAUCAUGGCCCCACAGAUCAGCAUCUCCAGCCCCGAUGACCCCAUCGCUGCUAUGUUUCUCGAUCGUCCUCCUGAAACCAUUGGAGAGCCUACCAUUGGAGGCAACACCUUCAGUGAGCAACUUGGAAGAAAUCUGGAGGUCAGCAAGUGCCUUCAAGAAGCUCAACUCCCAGCUGAUCCCACCACUUGGACUGAAGAGCACGUGAGGUGUUGGGCCGAGUGGACAGUCAAAGAGUUUGGUCUCUCUUCUGUGGAUCUGCAGAAGUUUAGUCGUGUCAACGGUCAGUUCCUCUGCUUCCACUAUCGGUUCCUGGAGGCAGCUUUCAUUAAAGAGCACGGCAACAAAUUGAGCGAGUUUCUCGAGAGGAUUAAAGCAGUAGCUCCUCACCGUCCAGCUUUCCACUCCUCUGAGCCUUUGUUCCCCCACGAGUUUGAAUAUUCUCUGAGCUCGAUGAUCAGCAACAAUCACCAUCUCACUAGCCCUCCCCACGGCCAUGCUCCAGCCAUCACCAUUCAAGGCACGCUCUCGAGUGCACACAACUUCAUCCCCACCACUUCCCAAGCAAUGUCUGCCAAUGGUGCUCUCUUGUUCCCCCCACCUCCUCCAUACCGUCCCAAUAGCCCAGCUCUAUCGGACCGUUCCACCCCCUACUCAUCCCCCGUGGGAUCUCCAAUGCCCUCUCCUGGUGCGUCUCCUUUCUACAGCCCCAAUGCCUCCCCCUGCCCCAGCCCCUCCCCUCCAAUGAGACCUCACAAUCCGUCUGGAUCAGGGCCCAUUCAGCUGUGGCAGUUCCUGCUCGAGUUGCUCACCGAUCGUGACUGUCAGAAUUGCAUUGCAUGGACCGGUCGAGAGUGGGAGUUCAAGCUGAUUGACCCUGAAGAAGUGGCCCGCCGAUGGGGCUCGAGGAAGAACAAACCAAAGAUGAAUUACGAGAAGCUCUCCCGCGGCUUGAGGUAUUACUAUGACAAGAACAUCAUCCACAAAGUCCCCGGGAAGCGUUAUGUUUAUCGGUUUGUGUGUGACCUGGAGAGUAUGCUGGGCAUGUCCUUCACAGAAUUGCAGCAUCAACUAAAGGGAGAGCCCAGUGACAGCCGACCAAUCAGGAUCGAACGGCAUCCGUACCCAUCACAAGCUCUUCUCUCACAAGCAGCCAACUUUGGUGCCGACUUGCAAAGCCUGAGUCUGAAUUCGGCAAACUCGAUUCCGUCUCCUCUUCCUUCUCCUUACUCCGUUUCUCCUGGUCUCUCUGGGUCUCCAGUGGCACAUUAUGGAGCCUACUUGCCAGAGUUUCCCAAUUAAAUACUAAACUUUCUAGCAGGCAGGUCAUUAUUGAGAAGAAAUUUACUAAAUUGUUAUGACAUUGUAGACCAAGACAUAUGUUUUGUCUGAUAUAUGUUACUUAGAAAUGUUGCCCUCACCAUACACCAAGUUAUACAGUUGUUUUGUAAUCACUGAUUCUAUGCUUUUUCCUUUUUGUGUAAAUAUAGUGUACAAAUGCAUCAAUCACAUUGUUGUUGUCAUAAAUAA
Halichondria panicea is the source of this 2610-nucleotide messenger RNA. Its product is annotated as transcriptional regulator ERG-like. Gene Ontology annotation, biological process: cell differentiation; regulation of transcription by RNA polymerase II. Gene Ontology annotation, cellular component: nucleus. The record is from RefSeq and is a predicted model, not a curated record. The transcript has 8 exons. NCBI's taxonomy places the organism in Eukaryota, Metazoa, Porifera, Demospongiae, Suberitida, Halichondriidae. Gene Ontology annotation, molecular function: DNA-binding transcription factor activity, RNA polymerase II-specific; sequence-specific DNA binding. Bases 352 to 2382 code for a protein of 676 amino acids.